AUGACAAAAUCGUCUUCAAAGCAACGGUUAAGUACCAUGGAUAUUCCAGAUCCAAUACCAGCUAACUUGCAUAAUUUAGACUUAUCGUACGCUAUCGAUACAUUCCAAGUGGGAACCUAUAAAAUGGAAGAUCUUCCUCAAACAUUGCCAGUUUUCAAUAAAAAAACUGGAAGUAUUACAAGGUAUGCAAAAGGAAGAAGAGUAACAAGUAUGCCUAUAUUGUCGCAUGAGCCCAAAUGUUUACCGGAGCUACCACCUAAAGUUGAAGUUAAACUAGGAAUGAAACGUAAUAUGAAGAGAUCUGUGUCAAUGUUUCCACAAAACAUUCCUUUGCAAGAUCAGCAAGAGUUCCUGAAGACUCGAUCCUCGGAAAUUAUCAUUAAAGACGAUAAGGACCUAGCAUCUGCGACUGCGAAAAAUACGCCUAUUACUGAAGCUGAUAGUCUUUUUUCUCAAACCAGCAUUAUUGAUUCUACCUCUGCAUCAUCUAUACCAAGUGAUGAGUUUACACAGAUGAGUGUACACUCAAGAAAGAGUAUUUUUGAAGUUAAUGAUCGAAUUAUUGACGACAGCUCGUCAAGCAUAUAUUCAGAAGUUGAUAUUGAAGAUGAUACUUUGGAUGAUAUUUAUGCAGUGGAAAUGUGCUUAGAAGAACCUGAAUUAGGUAGCAUUUUUGAUGGAUUAAGCUUAGAUGACAGCUUAUGGGACUCCGACAAAGAAAGCAUAAAAUGUCUGCAGGCAAAAACCGGAAGCUAUGCAAGCACGUCUAUUCUAGAGUAUUACAAUACUCAGAGUGACGAUCAAAUUGGAGUUCGUACACCUAUCAAACAAAAGAAUUCGCCCCGUAUUGAUACCAAAAAAGAACUCCCAAGUGUACCACAUUCUCCAGUUGAUAAUGGUCUAGUUUUGCCGAAGGUGAGGAAGAAUAGAAUACCAAGGCCAGCAUCAAUGUUCUCUAUGACAAAUCAGAGUAAUUUUUCUUCAUUUACAGGAUCAAAAAGUCUACAUGAAAGUAAGCAAGAGAUGAAAAGUGCUAUUAAUGGGUCGAUCGAUGUUUGUCUUGAUCCUGGUAACAAUUAUGGUUACUCAAGGUAUUCUUUUGGAAUUUCAAAACCCAGAGCAACAUCUACAUCAUUAUUGAGCCCUCUUCUGACCAGCUUCAAUACUUCUCCGAAUGUAAUUAAACCAAGAGCAUCGUCUACACAUCUCAUGAACAGCACCCAGUACACCGCUAACAUUACGCCCCACGUUGAAGAGACAUCGGCCCCUUCAUCACAUAAACUCAACACCGGGCGCUCAGUAUCUGCAUUCAUAUCAUCUACAUUUAGAGCAUUCAGUUCUGAAUUAAGCACAAUUACAAAGAAAUAA
Molecule: messenger RNA, 1368 nt
Organism: Debaryomyces hansenii CBS767
Lineage: Eukaryota; Fungi; Ascomycota; Pichiomycetes; Serinales; Debaryomycetaceae
Exons: 1
Coding region: 1-1368 (455 amino acids)
Source: RefSeq, a predicted model, not a curated record